Molecule: messenger RNA, 1910 nt
Organism: Nematolebias whitei (Rio pearlfish)
Lineage: Eukaryota; Metazoa; Chordata; Actinopteri; Cyprinodontiformes; Rivulidae
Gene: mettl3
Product: methyltransferase like 3
Exons: 11
Coding region: 139-1881 (580 amino acids)
Cellular component (GO): RNA N6-methyladenosine methyltransferase complex; nucleus
Molecular function (GO): mRNA m(6)A methyltransferase activity; mRNA (2'-O-methyladenosine-N6-)-methyltransferase activity
Source: RefSeq, a predicted model, not a curated record
CCAGCCGACGCUUUUUUUGUUGCGGACCACACAUACUUUGUUCCUCCGAGCGCCUAUAGUUUUCAAUUCGUGUUUUGGAAACUCGACUUACUGUAAAAGCGGCGUUUGUGUUUGCGGCCUUGUGUAUUUCAGCUCGUCAUGUCGGAUACUUGGAGCAACAUCCAGGCGCACAAGAAGCAGCUGGACUCCCUGCGGGAGAGGCUGCAGCGGCGGCGGAAAGACCCUGCGCAGCUGACCACCAUGGCGGAUGGUGGGAGCAGCGGUGAAGGUUCAGCAGCCAGGAGUGACAGUCCGACUCCGUCAGCUCCGCUCGCUUCUCAAGAGGAGACGGAAAAACCACCAGACCCAGAGCUAGAGAAGAGCCUGCUGGGAUAUCUGUCUGAUCUGAGUCUCUCCCUGCCAACAGAGUCUCUCGCCAUCACAAAUGAGCUCGGCCGUUCUGAAGGUCCCGUCAGUCAUGGAUGCAUCCAGAGCCUGCUGCUUAAAUUCUCAGCUCAGGAGCUCAUCGAGGUUCGACAGGCUUCCUCUUCUUCCUCCUCCUCCACAGUUGUAGUAUCUGUGGACCACACAAAACUCUGGGCCAUGAUUGGGUCGGUGGCUGGAGCCCAAAGAACUGGAGUCAAGAGGAAAGCUGAGGAGCAGACCCUCGGCAAAAGAGCCGGCGGCUUCUCGCCCUCGCUUCAGAGCUCGGCUUCUCCGCCCCACUCCACCUCCUCUCUGACUCCGGCCUCCUCGUCUCAGCUCGCUUCUUCUUCUUCAGGGAGCGCAGCUGAGAAGAAGGGCAGGAUCAGCAAAAGCCAGUCGUCUCAUUUGGACAUGGAGAUUGAGAGCCUCCUGAACCAGCAGUCCACCAAGGAGGAGCAGAGCAAAAAGAUGAGUCAAGAGAUCCUGGAUCUGCUGAACACCAGCACGGCCAAGGAGCAGUCCAUCGUGGAAAAGUUCCGCUCUCGUGGCCGAGCGCAGGUCCAGGAGUUCUGCGACCACGGGACCAAAGAGGAGUGCGUCCAGUCUGGAGACGCUCCUCAGCCGUGCACGAAGCUGCACUUCCGCCGUAUCAUCAACAAGCACACAGACGAGAGCCUCGGUGACUGCUCCUUCCUCAACACCUGCUUCCACAUGGACACCUGUAAGUACGUGCACUAUGAGAUCGACAGCCCCCCCGAGGCUGAAGGCAACCUGCUGGGGAGCCCGGCAGGGGCCACUGAUCUCGGCCUCCACGCUACGGACACAGACAGCAACGUGGGCACACUCUUCCCUUCGCAGUGGAUCUGCUGUGACAUCCGCUACCUGGACGUGUCCAUCCUGGGUAAGUUUGCCGUAGUGAUGGCCGACCCUCCCUGGGAUAUUCACAUGGAGCUGCCGUACGGUACUCUGACUGACGAGGAGAUGAGACAACUGAGCAUUCCCGCCCUGCAGGACGAUGGUUUCCUCUUCCUCUGGGUCACUGGGAGGGCCAUGGAGCUGGGCCGAGAGUGUCUCAGCCUGUGGGGCUACGAGCGUAUUGAUGAAAUCAUUUGGGUGAAAACCAACCAGCUUCAGAGGAUCAUCCGGACUGGCAGGACUGGUCACUGGCUGAACCACGGGAAGGAGCACUGUUUGGUGGGCGUGAAGGGAAACACUCAGGGGUUCAACAGAGGCCUGGAUUGUGAUGUCAUUGUGGCUGAGGUCCGCUCCACCAGUCACAAACCUGACGAGAUCUACGGCAUGAUAGAGCGGCUGUCUCCCGGCUCCAGGAAGAUCGAGCUCUUUGGGCGACCUCACAAUGUCCAACCCAACUGGAUAACUCUAGGCAACCAGCUGGACGGCAUUCACCUCCUGGAUCCUGAGGUUGUAGCGCGCUUUAAGAACCGAUAUCCAAAUGGAGUCAUCUCCAAACCUUAAGACGCAUAUUGAUGAUGUCAGUGGUGACA